AUGGCGCCAACAGCCGACGCCGGUGGGCGAUUCACAGGUGCUGCUCGCAGCUUCUAUUUCGCGCGGCGUCGCACCGGACGCGUGUCGGGACCGGCUGCAUGCAUCAACUCGAGCCGGCGUGCUGGAGCUGAAGACGCCUGCAGCUGCCCGCGAAACUCAGCCCUCGCAGCAGUUCUCGCGCAGUCCUCACAGCAGGACCCCGUUGCAGACCUUCAAGCAGAUGGCGCACGGCCAAUGGCUUCCCUGUCCUCCACACUGCUCGGCCAUCUCAUUUCCACUCGGGCCGAAGCGACUCCAGUCAAGAGUGCCGAGACCCUGCAUGCGCCGUCUCCCGCAGGCCGCGAAGGGCAGUCUUUGCCACGCCGACGGCCAAUCCAAGCACCCGCUGCAAUGGUGUCUGGAACGUGCGAGAGCACCUCAUGCGCGACACUGGCCCAUCGCCAAUCCCCAGACCGUGCUCGCCUCAGAGUCGAUAGCUUCGCGAUGCUUAGCUACGUUCAUUGGGACAAGUGGAAUUUGCAGUCCUCUCUCCUUGACCAUGGUAUCGUCCACGACCAUGGCCACCGCGGAUACACGUGUUUUCAACGCGCCAGGGGUUUUGUGUUCCUACCCACCGCUUGUAUCACGAACUCUGCACUUGACACACUGCUCACCUUCAGCGUGCCUUUGGACGCUCGAUUAUGGGUUGCCUUUCAUGCUUUCCCGAUAUCUACAUCUCAAUACAACCUCAAAAUGCGCAGUACGCUUUUCCUAGUUUCAGUGCUUGCCGGCGCUGUCUUCGCCAGUAACGUGCCUUUACGCCGACGAAGUGUGAACGUUCUGGCCGGAGGGGUCGCCCCAACUACAACACCGGCCCCGGUACUGGAGGCACCAGAUCUUAAAAAAAGACAAGCCAGUACUUAUGACAUACUCAGCUCAAUUCUCGAGGAGCAAUCCAUCUAUGAUGUCCUCGCAACCGCGCUCCCACUCUCUUUCUACGAGAUCGCCAUUACAGACCCCGGUGCCGUGAGCUCCAUCUUAUCCUCCGAGUUCGCCGCCGGCGAAACACCCUCUUGGUACGAAGCGCUCCCAGCAGACGUCAAGACGUACCUUGAAACCGCGACCGGAGGUCUAUUCGGAGACUCUACUGAAGCCCUUUCGUACUCCGUCCCCUCGAUCUCGAUACCAGCAGUCACAGAUGCUUCGUAUGCUGCAGAACUGAGCUCCAUCCUCGCUCUAUACAGUUACAGCUUCUCGAACCCCUUGCUCACAGCAGUGCAAACAACGGACUCCGACGGUACUCCAGCAACCUCUGUCUCAGUAGUCACUGCUUCAGCAGCCUCUGCCACAAAUACAGCGGUCUUCGUGCAACAACAGAAGAGCUCCUCUGGCCUCUCUACUGGCGCUAAGAUUGGCAUAGGAGUCGGUGUGCCAGUCGCUGUUCUCGGGAUCGGUGCCAUCGCGGGCGUGUUCCUUAUCAUGAGCCACCGAAGGAGGAAGCAGAGGAAUGCAGCAAAUUCGAUAACUGUGGGCAACUUUGAGGCGAAGCCGGUGGGCAUGCCGCCUGCGCAACCGCAAUAUCCUGGACAGCAAAUGCAGUAUUACCCUCACGGGCAGGUCGUGGAAUUAGAGCCACAGAAUAACGUUCCGGAGCUACAGUCGGCGCAGCGGCCGCUGUAUGAGAUGCAAGGGUGAGAAGAAUGGUGCAAUAUGAAGUUGCAAGUCAGAUUAUUUAUUGGUGCCUGGAAUAACUCCUACCGCUCUUAUACAUACUUUCGGUAAUUUUGGUCCCCGAAGAAAGCUUACGUUUCCUCCAACUGUCAGUUCUUUCACCAUUUCCCGCUACCUAUCGGCUGCCGGGUAUACUCUCCGCCUCUUACGCGGAGGUACCUCUUUGCCUCCUUUAGUUGGAAAGACUCCCUAAACAAACCACAUAAGAUCUUUUUUGUUAGACGUAUCGUAGACGCAGCGUGGCACACGUCGUGGUCACUCGUUGCUAAAUAAACAAAGGGCCCAAGUUUACAAGAAC
Molecule: messenger RNA, 2008 nt
Organism: Mytilinidion resinicola
Lineage: Eukaryota; Fungi; Ascomycota; Dothideomycetes; Mytilinidiales; Mytilinidiaceae
Exons: 5
Coding region: 1-1674 (557 amino acids)
Source: RefSeq, a predicted model, not a curated record